Phodopus roborovskii (desert hamster) is the source of this 1749-nucleotide messenger RNA. It is a transcript of the gene Tk2, whose product is annotated as thymidine kinase 2. Gene Ontology annotation, biological process: nucleobase-containing compound metabolic process. Gene Ontology annotation, molecular function: deoxynucleoside kinase activity; ATP binding. Gene Ontology annotation, cellular component: cytoplasm; mitochondrion. The record is from RefSeq and is a predicted model, not a curated record. NCBI's taxonomy places the organism in Eukaryota, Metazoa, Chordata, Mammalia, Rodentia, Cricetidae. The transcript is spliced from 11 exons. Bases 30 to 833 code for a protein of 267 amino acids.
AAGUCGGGCUAGCACUUCUACCAGGGGCUAUGCUGCUGCGGCCGCUUCGAGGCUGGGCAGCCCGGUUGCUGCGUAGUGCAAGCCCCGGUAGCUCCGGAAGCCUCAUUUCGGGCACCGGCAAGCUGUGGGCACCUCACCGCGCCUGGCCUCCGGAUAAAGAUAGAGAAAAUGAUAAAGAGAAAAAAGCUGUGGUUUGUGUUGAGGGCAAUAUUGCAAGUGGAAAGACGACAUGCCUGGAGUUCUUCUCCAAUACAACAGAUGUUGAGGUGUUAAUGGAGCCUGUGCUUAAGUGGAGAAAUGUCCGAGGCCACAAUCCUCUGGGUCUAAUGUACCGAAAUGCCAGUCGAUGGGGCCUCACACUGCAGACUUAUGUGCAGCUCACUAUGUUGGACCAGCACACUCGUCCUCAGAUGUCACCAGUACGGUUGAUGGAAAGGUCAAUUUACAGCGCAAGAUACAUUUUUGUAGAAAACCUGUAUAGAAGCGGAAAGAUGCCAGAAGUUGAGUAUGUGAUUCUGUCUGAGUGGUUUGAUUGGAUCAUCAGGAACAUUAAUGUCUCCAUUGAUCUGAUAGUUUAUCUUCGAACCACUCCUGAAAUCUGCUACCAGAGAUUAAAGAUGAGGUGCAGGGAAGAGGAGAAAAUCAUUCCAAUGGAAUACCUCAGUGCUAUUCACCACCUCUAUGAGGAGUGGCUGGUCACCGGUAGCCUUUUCCCAGCUGCAGCCCCUGUUCUGGUGAUUGAGGCUGACCACGACUUGGAGAAAAUGUUAGAACUCUUUGAACAAAACCGGGCCCGGAUAUUAACUCCAGAGAAUUGGAAGCAUGGCCCAUAGGACUGGAUAUGGCUGCAGUCUACAAGACAGUGCCAGGAAUAGCCCAGUAGGGCCAGCUGCUAUGAAAUCAGGCCACCCAGUGAGGCAAGGGAACACAGUCUUCUAUCCCAGUCAAGGAUUUGAAGCUCAUAGAGGUGCAGGGACUCUUCAAGGUCACACAGCCAAUGAUUGUGGAGUUGGUACCAUUCAGACACCUGGUUUGGGCUGCUUCCUCUUGAGUUGUUCCCCUCAGCCCUGCUGUUCUAUGCUUCAGCUACCCCUCCCUGCACCCCCCUCCACCCCGUUCUUUGUGAGAAGAGCUGGCAGUAUGUAGACUCCAUUACAUUUCACUGUUGGGCAAGGUUCAAGGAGAAUGGAUAGCACUAGUCUCUGGCACACCUCUGUUAUUUGGCCUGAGCCCAGUGUUUCCUGGCAUGAAGGUGCUGUAGCCUCUACAUCUUUGUCAUCUGGAUCUCAGUGUCCAUAGAGGGAAUCCUACAUUGGCCCUUGGAUGGUGCCAGUGUCAUUGAGGAUGAAGGCCCUUCCCAGACUGCUGCCAAUUUUGUGUCAUUCUGUGUCAGAUAAAAGACUUUGGGGACUUGGACACUGCUCUGUGCUGAGUGAGGCCAAGGGCAGUCAGCUGUCCUUGAGUGAGAAACGGGGCCCUUAGAAUUACUGAGUGUUUGUGGCUCACGGAGAGAGACAUAGUGGCCUUAACUCUAUUGAACUGUUUUUCCAUCUGUCUUGGACCACAGAGCAUGAAGCCAUCUGUGUUGGAUCAGAUAGUAUCUUAGAUUUGCUGGGCCAUAGCUGCAUACCGAAGGUGAAGGUGCAGCUGCCUUUUGAACCAAUCAAGACCAAGAGAAAGAAAGACCAUUCCUCUGGGAACAGUGGGACUGGAAAGUCAGGGUUUGCAAAUAAAGUCAUUUAAAGUCUU